AUGGAUUCUCCACCGAAAGCCCCGUCGGAUGCACAACAAAACCAUCGCGGUGAACUUGUCAUUCACCUGCCACAAGACGCGAAGGACAUCUCCAUGGAUAUUCGGAUGUCCCGUCCCGUGUUGCGCGACGCUUUCAACAAUGAUCUGUCGUCGGCUGACCGCACGCCCAUCCAGCACAUCAGGACCAUUGUCAUUCCGGACAACGUCACUCGGAUCACACUCGUAUUCGAUACGGCUAUCACUAAGAAGUUGCGUGCUGAGAAAUGCGGACAUCUCGAUGCGCACUUCGUCGAUGUGCCAACCGACUCCGUGUUCUUCCCCGGCAAGAGCUACGUUGAGUUGUCCACUAUUGGUCUCUCGAAGAAGGAUCUAAAGAUUGGCGACAACGUGCUCAUCUUGAUGAAGGGCACGACGUCAAAGAUGGUGUGGCGUGAGGCAAGGGUUCGAUCAAAGGGCGUUCGUGGUCCCAACCUCGAAUUCGCAAAAUGGGCCGAGAAUGGACAAAAAAUGCCGCUGGUUGCCGACCGUUAUUGGAUCACGGUGCUCACGGGAGACAAACUACACGAUGUCGAAUUGUUCGGCAGGCACUUUGAUGCUGUCUACGCGUACACUGGGCGCCACUUGUCGGCAAGCAUCUACGACACGUUACCUGCUGGAUGCGUGCUCGAUAUCGCGGACAUGAUGGGCGCUAUGAAUGUACGAGACGCGAACCAUGCAAAGGGCUACGUGAUCACCAACAUCUCGACCAAUGAAGGCAUCUCUCCU
This is a messenger RNA of Mesorhabditis spiculigera, 765 nucleotides long. Lineage: Eukaryota; Metazoa; Nematoda; Chromadorea; Rhabditida; Rhabditidae. The record is from the annotation of a GenBank genome assembly.